ACGUGAUGAUCAGUCAUCAAGAACACGUGUACGUAUAAGAUUGAAAGUUGUCGGCUUUGGAAAUCCAAAUGGAAUUAUAAAUAUCUUGUCCGGUGGGAGGUGUUUGGGGAAAAGUGCACUCCUCCUUUCUCAUCGUCUUCCUGCCUGCUUACUUUAAACAUGGAAACCAAACUCAAAUCUGUUACAGCGACGCUCUUUCUGUGCUUGCUCUUGUGUCCGUUGGUUUUCUGCGAGUCUAAUGAUGGGUUGCUCCGGAUUGGUCUCAAAAAGAGGAAACUUGAUCAUAAUAACAGGGUUGCUUCCCAGAUUGAUUCCAAGGAAGGAGAGGCUCUGAGAGCUGCUCUCCAAAAGUAUCGUCUGGGUGGGAAUUUGGCUGAGUCUGAGGACAUUGAUAUUGUAUCUCUCAAGAAUUACAUGGAUGCUCAAUACUUUGGUGAGAUUGGUAUUGGCACUCCCCCUCAGAAGUUCACUGUGAUAUUUGAUACUGGUAGUUCAAAUUUGUGGGUACCUUCAUCUAAGUGUUAUUUCUCGAUUGCGUGCUAUUUACAUCCGAAAUACAAGUCAAGCAGUUCGAGCACCUACAACAAAAAUGGUAAGCCUGCAGCCAUCCAGUACGGAACUGGAGCUAUUUCUGGGUUCUUUAGUGAAGAUCAUGUCACAGUUGGCGAUCUUGUGGUUAAAGAUCAGGAAUUUAUUGAGGCAACAAAGGAACCCGGCAUCACAUUCCUGGUAGCUAAAUUUGAUGGGAUACUUGGACUUGGAUUUCAAGAGAUUUCAGUUGGAAAUGCUGUACCUGUGUGGUAUAACAUGGUCAAUCAGGGUCUCCUGAAGGAACCAGUUUUCUCAUUCUGGUUUAACCGUAAUGCUGAUGAAGAAGAAGGAGGUGAAAUUGUUUUUGGUGGAGUGGACCCCAAUCACUACAAGGGAAAGCACACAUAUGUCCCUGUUACACAGAAAGGCUAUUGGCAGUUUGACAUGGGUGAUGUUAUGAUUGAUGGUCAAACUACUGGAUUUUGUGCUGAUGGCUGUUCGGCAAUUGCUGAUUCUGGAACUUCUUUGUUGGUUGGCCCAACGACUAUUAUCACUGAACUUAAUCAUGCCAUUGGAGCCUCUGGGAUUGUAAGUCAAGAGUGUAAGACUGUAGUUGCAGAAUAUGGGGAAACCAUAAUUGAGAGAAUUUUAGCAAAGGAUCAACCAGCGAAAAUCUGCUCUCAGAUUGGUUUGUGCUCAUUUGAUGGGACUCGUGGUGUUAGUAUUGGACUCAAGAGUGUUGUGGAGGAGAACGCUCACAAGGUUUCUGGUGGCUUAUCUGAUGCGACAUGUUCUGCUUGUGAGAUGACGGUUGUAUGGAUGCAAAACCAGCUCAAGCAGAAUCAGACACAGGAACGAAUUCUUGACUAUGUGAAUCAGCUCUGUGAUCGGUUGCCUAGCCCAAUGGGAGAAUCUGCAGUUGAUUGUGGUGGUUUGUCUUCCAUGCCCAAUGUUUCCUUUACAAUUGGUGGACAAACAUUUGAUCUCACCCCUGAGCAGUACGUACUCAAGGUAGGCGAGGGAGAUGUAGCACAAUGCAUUAGUGGAUUUACUGCUUUGGAUGUCCCGCCUCCCCGCGGACCUCUCUGGAUCUUGGGAGAUGUAUUCAUGGGUCGCUACCAUACCGUGUUUGACUAUGGCAAUGAGAGAAUCGGGUUUGCGGAAGCUGCAUAGAUAAAUAUUAGCUUCUCAUGUUCAGCUUGUUCUCGUCGCUUAUUCUCGCUUUUACGCGUUGGAGUUUCAGUGUAUCCUAUCUAGUACUGGGAGUGAAUCAUAAUUGCGUGUAAAUAUAUCAGCGUGUGGCCUUUAUCCGAUGUAUUUUCAACGUUGCGCAUAGACUGAGAAAAUGUAUAUUUUCCGACACUGUUUUCAGAUGCGAUACAUUUUGUCGAUCGUUGUGUGUGUAUAUAUAUAUGUACUUGCGUUUGUGCCACCUA
Messenger RNA from Pyrus x bretschneideri (Chinese white pear), 1967 nucleotides. Its product is annotated as aspartic proteinase A1. Gene Ontology annotation, biological process: lipid metabolic process; proteolysis. Bases 160 to 1704 code for a protein of 514 amino acids. The record is from RefSeq and is a predicted model, not a curated record. NCBI's taxonomy places the organism in Eukaryota, Viridiplantae, Streptophyta, Magnoliopsida, Rosales, Rosaceae. Gene Ontology annotation, molecular function: aspartic-type endopeptidase activity. The transcript is spliced from 14 exons.